CAGGCCACUAGCAUAUCAAUGCAAACACUGCCCAGGGACAGGAGAGAAAGAGGAGGAGAAAGACAGAGAAGGAGAUAGAGUGGGCACCAUACAGCCACAUACACUCCACAUAAAGACAUUGAGACAAAUGCUAGGAAUCCAGAAACCACGCCAACGAGCCAGGUUUACAAAGACAAGGAUGACCGCAGCGAUUUCUGCCCGUAUCUAGUGAAGCCCACCUAACCUCUGAAGCCCACCUAAACACAACUCUACAGACCGGAGUCGACACAUUUUCCACCUGCUCAGCGUGUCCAGCUAAACCCACUCCCCUAGACCUGCUGCGUGGGACACAGACUGGGAGAAGGAGGAGAGAGGGGAAGAGGAAGACCAGCGGCAGGUCAGGAAAGAGACUUGAGCGGCGCCUCCGAGGAGCCAUGAGGACGGCCAGGCGGGCCAGCACCGUGGAGGUGCCCUCCUUCCUCCGCCAGCUGGCCAAGGAGACAGAGAAGAUGGUCACCUUCUUCUUUAAGGGGGGACAGAGAGAUGGCCAGGAGGGGAGCGAAGAGGACUCCAGUGAUGAGGAUAACGGGCCAAGUGUCUACCUGGACCGGCCCAUCAUGGAGAAACACGCGACCGAGGGAGGGUCUCAGUGGGGGUUGAACUAUGCAACGGCCAGCAUGCAGGGCUGGAGGGCGCAGAUGGAGGACGCCCACGCCUGCAUGCCGGAGAUGGGAGGGGAGCUGGCGGAGUGGGGCUACUAUGCAGUGUUUGAUGGACACGCUGGCAACACGGUGGCACAGUACUGCUCCCGCAAUCUGCUGCAACACAUCCUCGCUACAGGGCGCGUAAAGGCAGAGGAGAACCCUGAUGACGUGAAGGAGGGGAUCAUCGAGGGCUUCCUGGCCAUUGACAGCCACAUGCACACGCUGACGCGCCAGGAAUGCUGGGAGCGCAGCGGCUCCACGGCGGCCGUCGUCAUGCUCUCGCCGCAGUACGUCUACUUCGUCAACUGUGGCGACUCGCGGACGCUCCUCUGCCGUGACGGCCACGUCAUCUUCUACACGGAGGACCACAAGCCCGUCAACCCCAGGGAGAAGGAGCGAAUACAGAACGCGGGCGGCUCGGUGACCCAGCAUAGGGUGAACGGCUCCCUGGCCAUGUCCAGGUCCCUGGGAGACUUUGACUUUAAGGAGGUGGAGUGGAGGUCCCAGACUGAGCAGCUGGUUUCCCCAGAGCCAGAGGUGUAUGAGCUGGAGAGGUCCCCGCAAGACGAGUUCCUCAUAGUGGCUUGUGAUGGCGUGUGGGACGCCAUCGGCAACGAGGAUCUGUGUGCAUUCGUCCGCAGCCGCCUGCAGGUGUGCAAUGACCUGAGGGAGAUCUGCAACCAGGUCAUUGACCUCUGCCUCUAUAAGGGUAGUUUGGACAACAUGAGCAUCAUCAUCGUGACCUUCCCUGGCGCACCCCAGGUUUCACAAGAGGCCCUACAACAAGAGGCCGAGCUAGAGACACUCCUCGAGGCCAAAGUGGAAGAGAUAGUAAAUUUGCUAAGGUCGCAGGACAAGGACCCUGACCUGCUGUAUGUGAUGAAGUUUCUGGUCUCUGAGGACAUACCUGGCCUACCACCUGGGGGAGGAGUCACCAGCAAAAGAGACUGUGUCAUCUCUGCGUAUCAGAAGUUUGUAACGCCCUCCAGAUCUCUGGAACCAAUGGACAUCGGAGGAUCUGAAGAGUCCAACUAGUCGUUUCCAUGUAAAUGUAUUAUUUAGCCCCACGUAUCCAUGGUGACCAAUUCCAACUGGGGACUCUUUUCAGCUGAGGAAUCAGCCAAUGGCUAAAUAAAGAAAUAUGGU
Oncorhynchus nerka (sockeye salmon) is the source of this 1829-nucleotide messenger RNA. Its product is annotated as protein phosphatase 1A-like. The transcript has 6 exons. Gene Ontology annotation, cellular component: nucleus; cytosol. The record is from RefSeq and is a predicted model, not a curated record. Gene Ontology annotation, molecular function: protein serine/threonine phosphatase activity; manganese ion binding; magnesium ion binding. Gene Ontology annotation, biological process: negative regulation of canonical NF-kappaB signal transduction; positive regulation of canonical Wnt signaling pathway; positive regulation of canonical NF-kappaB signal transduction. Bases 414 to 1718 code for a protein of 434 amino acids. Lineage: Eukaryota; Metazoa; Chordata; Actinopteri; Salmoniformes; Salmonidae.